Molecule: messenger RNA, 1236 nt
Organism: Penicillium taxi
Lineage: Eukaryota; Fungi; Ascomycota; Eurotiomycetes; Eurotiales; Aspergillaceae
Product: NAD(P)/FAD-dependent oxidoreductase
Exons: 3
Coding region: 1-1236 (411 amino acids)
Cellular component (GO): cytoplasm
Molecular function (GO): oxidoreductase activity
Source: RefSeq, a predicted model, not a curated record
AUGAAACCAUCUUUGCCCGCUCCAUCAUCAACCUUGUCUAUCUGGCAUCGUACAACUCGCUCAUUUCCACAUCUUCAUGCAAACCGCCUAACCACCGUCCCAACCUCUGCUAAAUACGUCAUCAUAGGCUCUGGUAUCUCCGGCGCCCUAACAGCCUGGAAACUCAUUGAAAGCGGAGUCAAAGGUGAGGAUAUCUUGAUACUGGAAUCGAGAGAGGCUGUAUCAGGCGCAAGUGGGAGAAACGCAGGCCAUAUCCGACCUAAUGCAUUUGGCUCGUUUCCAGGCUAUGCAGCAACCCAUGGACCCGAACAAGCCGUCAAAGUUCUUGAAAAUGAGAAAUCUGUUCUCGAGAAUAUCCGCAAAUUCGUGGAAGAGCAUGAUGUUGACUGUGACUUCCGAUACACAAACACCUUCGACGUAGCCACUUCCGAAGAGCAAAAGAAGAGCUUGGCUGACGCUUUUGUAUCAUUUAAAGCUGCUGGUGGUGAUACAUCACAUAUCACAGUCUACGAAGGUGAUGAAGCAAAGAUUAAGACGAGAGCCUAUAAUGCCCUCGUUGCCUACGAGUCACCCGCUGCAUCGAACCAUCCUGGUAAACUCGUCCAAUGGAUCCUGAACGACUUUAUCAGCAAGGGUGGAAAACUAUGGACUCACUGUGCCGCGACAAAGGUUGUCUCGUCUGGCUCUAGCUCAAGCUGGGACGUUUACACAGUCCGGGGUACCGUUACAGCAGCGACGGUAGUCCACUGCACGAAUGCCUAUGCAGCAUAUUUACUACCAGACCUAAGCCAAUUCAUAACUCCGCGUCGAUCACAAGUGCACGCAUUUAUCCCACGCCUAUCCCUCUCAGGCGAAUACGCAAUGAAACACACAAUGGCACUUCGGUACGGCAAUGAAAACUUCUUCUCAGUGAACCCUCUCAACAACGGCACUAUUCUCCUCGGUGGAUCAGGAACAAGGACAAGCUCCGAUGGCCAUUCAGCACAAGAGCUGAUUUCCUUCGAUGACUCGUUAUUCAGCGAGCGAAUUGCCAAAAGCAGUACAAGAGAGUUCACAGGACUAUGUGAGGAGUCGGCACAGACUCCACUGCGACAUGGUGAAGGACUUGAUCAUGCUUGGACUGGGAUUAUUGGUACGACAAAGGAUAAACUACCUCUUGUUGGACCUGUUGAAGGGAGAAAGGAUCGUGCUUGUUCUUCCAUUUUCGGUGUGGAGCUAAUCAGGUUUGACUUUUAG